This is a messenger RNA of Geodia barretti, 6702 nucleotides long. The record is from the annotation of a GenBank genome assembly. NCBI's taxonomy places the organism in Eukaryota, Metazoa, Porifera, Demospongiae, Tetractinellida, Geodiidae.
AUGAGCCUGAUAAAAUUUAGAGAUGACCACAACAGAUCCGUUGCAGUGUACAAUAGUGUGCUUGAGGAGGUGGAGACAUUGGUUGGGAUAUAUGAAAGUGGGAAGGGAAAUGGAUUUGAGAACAUAUUCAUAAUCAGGUCCGUCAUGUUUAGCACGAGACUGACAGAGAACCCAACAUCCUUAGCCUUGAAUGUAGCAUUUCAGAAGCAAAUUGGUGAUGUUUCCGAAGAUUAUCAAGAAUCUUACCUCUACAUUUCAAGUCAAUCAGAAGAAUCCAACCUUGAGAGAAUCGCUAAUGAUAUAAUAGUUGAGGCAUUCACAAGCAACAGACAAGUAACUUGUCGCAUUAAUGGAACAUCAGAUGCUGAGUUCAAACGUAAACCUGGACAAGAGUGCAUUGCAUGUCCAUUAGGUCAGUUUAGAUUAGGUGAAAAUUGCCAGCCGUGUCCUGAAAACACUGCCUUUCCUCUGCAACCUUCACAUAUCUGCCCUUGUAAGGUAGGCUACUUCAGAAACACUGUGAGCCAUCCCGACAGAGUCCAGUUUGAAGACCCCAUUAACGAGGAAGCCAGUCACAAGUGUACAAAGCCACCCAGUGCUCCGCAGAAUGUGUCACUCGCUGUAACACACACUACCCUAACUGUUAGCUGGUCACAACCUGUUGAAGACGGUGGGAGGACUGAUCUCUACUAUCAGGUGGAAUGGAGUGGCAGUAACCCACUUGAUCUCUCUGGCAGUGUCUAUGUCAGUGGGUCAUCAAGGACUAGAACAUUCACUGGUCUCAAACCAUUCACUACGUACUGUGUUAGGGUGACUGCCCACAACGGAGUCAGUGACCAGGAUCAUCUGGGGUUGAGUCUCAGGAGAGUGAUGGAGUGUGCCGUUACUCUACCUGCUUUGCCUAGUGUAGUGACUGGUGUGCAGGGAGCAUAUCCGUAUGUGGUGUGGAACCCUCCAGAGGAGCCAAACGGAAUCAUCACCAAUUACUCCCUGACCUUCACUUGCUGCGCUCCAACUUCAACUCCAUCUCCACCUUCUGUCUGUAACGCUAUGAAUGUUGACCUAGUUCGAUAUCCCACCACAAUAGCCCCAGUCAGUGGAUCCGUGACCAUAGCUACACAGUGUGCUGACAAUGCUCACGUCAGAAUUGGCCAUAGUCUGGAUGUUAGGUGUUCCUCUGAUGGUAUCUGGCUUGGUACAGUUCCUCAGUGCGAAUGCAAUGUUGGAUAUCAUUCAGUUUCUGUUGGUGGAAUAAUGAUCUGCCAAGCUAACGUCACAUCUUGCGAUGAGUGUGACUCCUGCUGCCCUGUCUGUGACUCUUGUGGUCCUACCCUUGAUCCUUGCUCUGACACUGAGAUAUGCCAGCUACCUUGUGUCAAUGGAAUGUGCAAUACCACCACUGGAGACUGUGACUGCUCUCCUGGAUAUACUGGUGUUGUCUGUGAUGAAGCAGACAUUGAUGAGUGCGGGGGUGGGAGCCAUAACUGCAGUCAGAUCUGUGUCAACACUCCUGGAUCAUACUACUGCAACUGUCAGCAUGGCUUUCAGCUAGUCGGUGGCACAGAGUGUGAAGAUGUGGAUGAAUGUCAAGUGCUUUCUCCCAAUGGAUUCUGCAGUCAAGUGUGUGUUAACACUGAGGGUUCUUUCCACUGUGACUGUAUGGAGGGAUAUCAACUCUUUCGGUCAUUCUUAUGCACAGAUAUUGAUGAGUGCAGUGAAGGGAUCGACACAUGCAGUAAGAGUGGACCCACACCUGCUCGCUGUAUCAACACUGAAGGAAGCUAUAGGUGUACAUGUGAUGAGUACGUUGGGUACCAUUUGUCUACCAGUGGUACCACAUGUGAAGAUGUGGAUGAAUGUGCUGAAGACCCGUCCCUCUGUAGAGAGACCUGUGUGAACACACCUGGUUCCUACAGCUGCUCUUGCCCUGAAGGAUAUGCACUUGAUGUGGAUCAGAUAUCCUGCAGAGAAGGAUUCAGUGAAAGGGUAAGAGUGAACAUUGACAGACCUAAAGGGGUGACCUCAAAUUCAGGGUUAAAUUCAGCGGAGAAGCUUCAUUUAACUAUGAAGAAAGACAAGGGAACACUGGAAGGCCAGAUUACUUUGGUAGCUAGUAGCAUGAUUGAUGGAACUGAGCUGAGCUUCCAACUCAGCAGCUAUGACGGAAUGACAAAUGCCUAUUUUCACAUCGAAGCAAGUUACCAGCCACAGCCUGGUGAGCUGUUCUUCAGGCGACUUCUUCUAUUCACUGAGAUCACUCAGAGCUGUAGCUUCAGUGCCUUCUUGCCAAUAACCAGUGACUACAGAGCUCUUGGUCUCAGUCUACACACUGAGUGUCCUCUUCUUGCUAUUGGACACCUCAUCUUGCCUGAAAUGUCCCACACCAUCACCUUCAUUGGAUCAGAGAAUCCUAACUGCUUCACUAGUAACUUCCUUGAAGUUCCAGACCCAGCUCUUGUGAUUGAAUCUGAGUUGGUCAACAACCACUUGCUUCUUGGGAACAUCUUUGAACUUCAGGCCAAUUUUACAGGUCCUGAUGUAGUGACUGUCUUUGGAAGAGAGGAUUCCGGACCAGUCUCUCAGUUUCAUUCAGUACAAGUGACUCUGUUUGGAGGAGAGUUUGAGUCAGAGGCCACCGUCAGGAAUGAUCAGCUGACAAUCUCCACCAGUAGUGGCAGUGUGUUUGGCUAUCCAGCUGAGCUGACCAUCACUGCACCUUCCAACAAGACUGACUGGCAGGACCUGGAAUUGACUGUGGACGGCUCUCUACUCUCAGGCAAUGGCAGCUUCAUGCAGAAUCUAAGUGAAGUUGUUACAAGAAAGCUAAGAAGGCUGGCGGAAUCGGCAAAUUCACGACGAGAAGUAGCUCAGAUGUCUCUUGAUCAGUCAAAGGAGAGGCUUCUUGCUAUUGAGGAAAGAUACAACCAGACAGUUGCAAACUUGCCUCUAGCUGAACAAAGGAGGAAUGCCACAAGAGAAAGCAUUGAAGAGGCCACAAAAAGGUUACAAGAAAUAGAGCGGCGGUUCAAUGCAAGUCAAGAUCCGGGACUAGUAGAAUUGGACAAAUUGUGUACUUUGCAGGUGUGUAAAGAUGUGUGCAUGCCAGGCCAAGUAUGCAGGAGCUGUUCCAGGCCAACCUUCAUUGAAAAAACAACCAAGUGUCCAAUCACGGUUAAAGAACUGAGAAACGUUCGUGUGGCCCCGUUCUUUGUGAUUGGGACCACGUGGAGGUUUGUGCUGGAGUGUCACAACGAAAACAGCGGGGUUUGCACUUUACCAAAUUGCAUAGUUUACGAUGGAAAGCAGUGCUAUGGGAAAUGCGUCCCAGUUCAAUCCCUUCUUCCAGUAUACAACUGGGUGCUUAAAGAAGUGGAUGUUCCAUCUUUUGAAAAUUGUACUGUCAGAUUCUUUAAUGCGUCCAUGCCCAGCUCUUGUUGUGAGAAUGUGACUUGCGCUCAGAGGAUACAAAAUAGCUCGUGUGUUACGAGUAAUGUAAUGUGCAGGAUUAAACGUCAGAACACAACAGAAGGCAUCGAAGAGGGAAGGAGAGAGCUUCUUCGGCAAUUGCUGGAUGCUCAAAGGAACCUGUCACUGGCAGAGUUUGCUGGAAGAAGAGCAGAUGUUGAGUAUGAAAUCCACAGACAGAGGGUAGAUCAGUUGGCAAUGAGUUUGGAGAGACUUCGAUAUGCAAGUGAUAACUCUGAAACGGUGUAUAACAGAACAUUGGAAGAAGUGGGACCAAUUCUGAGAAUAUUUGAAAGUGGUAAUAACAGCGGGUAUCAGAAUGUCUUCAGGAUCAAUAGUGUCACAUUCAAUACAAAAUUAACCAACAGUCCAACAUUCUUGGCCUUCAAUGUGGUGUUUCAGAAUCUGAUAGACAACAGUGGAACUGAGUACCGAGAAUCAUACCUGUACAUUUCAACACAAUCAGAAGCAGUCAACCUUGAAAGAAUGGCUGAUGACAUAAUAGACACAGCAUUCAUUGGAGAUUCCAGGAGUAGCACGUUGCCACAGACAAGGCUGCGGAGACAGACAACAGCAGAUCUCACUCCGAGACAGAUCUUUGCCUCUCGCUGCACUCACAUCUCAAACACACAACUCUUCUUUACCGAGAUCCAGGCCAGACUAACAGAGAUUCAGGACAACAUCGACACCUCUCGUGAAGGAGCCGGUGAACUCUCGGAGAGUCUGAGUCUAGACGGACCACAGGAGGACGAGGAGUUUGCGGCCUACCUGGACCUCAUCAGGGGCUACGAAGACCUGUCGAUGGAGGCUCUACGGGCCCUGGAGAGCACCAUCUUCUCAGAGUGGCAGGCCAGCAUGGAGCUCCUGUACUCAGAGUCGGGCUCAGUGGGGGAAGUGGGCUGCGACGGACUGGCCGACUGUCUCCAGACCUCCACUGACCAACUCCUGAACCUCAUAGAGUUGACUCCAGAUAGUGAACUGAGCCAAGAGUUCAUCUCUCUGAGACCGAGCUUUCCACUGGCCGCCAAGAGGUUGCUGGAGUUGGCUCUUCUCUCCAACAUUUCCAUCCAGGAAGGUCUGGCUAGGGUGGACCCUAUUAUUGAGAUCACAAUGGCCUAUGCAACAGACAAUUACUGGUGCAACGAACCUCCAGUUAUGAUCACAGAGCCACCACCCGAGGUGAACAUUUCUCUGGGGGCCACCCUGCGAUUAUCAUGCAAAGCAGAGUCAAACCUACCACUGACGUAUUACUGGAUGAGGGACGGUAAUGUACUGCCGCAGUUCACCACAAACGAGUUGGUCAUUGCUGCCGUGCAGCGACAGGACUCGGCCAACUACACCUGUGUGGCCAGCAACCCAGUUGGCACUGCCGAGUCUAUCAACACCAGUGUAACAGUCUAUGAGCUCCCACAGUUCUAUCUCUCCCCAGAGUCUGUCGUCACCUACUUUGGUGACAGGAAUGGGGCCUGGUUUGCCUGCAACGCAUCUGCCUGGCCCUACCCUGGCUGGAAGUGGUACCAUCGCAGCUCUUCUGAUGCAGACUGGACACUCAUCGAAGGAGAACAAACCAACGAACUACUUGUUGUGGAUCCCCAACUAGAGGACGAGGGUAUGUAUGCUUGCGAGGCAUUUAACUAUCACGGCAGUGUUCGCUCCGAGCCAGUGACCCUGACACUUCUCCCGUUCACUGUAUCCCAGAACCAGUUCCCUCUGGAGUUCUCUGUAUUCAGUCCCAAUGGAUCCUGCACAGCAGAAGACAUGUAUGACUCUCUCUACUUCCUCAUAUCUGAGACUAUCGGUGGAGAAACGUCUACCAUCAAAGAUUUCAAUGUGACAGAAGUGGAUUCAGAGAACUAUGACGUAUCCCUGAGUCUUGUGAGCCAAAACGUCACCACACCCUACCUUCACCUCACAACGUUUACCGAGAUCAUAAACUCAGCACUGCCUCAUGCAAGGAGCCUUCGGAAAAGUGUACAACUGACCACUGAUCUUCUCAAUGGAGACAUUGGGGGGCUCAUCUGUCCGGGGACGGGAUCUUCAGUUGUGGAAGACUCUCUGGUAGUGGGUAAGUUGAGGUACACGUGUCCACCAGGACAGAGACUCAACUCCGACUACCUCCUCUGCUUGAGCUGCGAGCGAGGGCACUUCUCCUCUGAGACUGAGCGUUCUCGGAUUGUAAAUGGAGUCAGUUUCAGUGAGAGUGUUCCAGUGUGUGAGAGAUGUCCACUCGACACUUAUGCCGAUGCUCUCGGGAGCACCACCUGCAGCCAGUGUCCCAAGUACCACACUACCUCAUUACCUGGAGCUUCUUCAGUCAAUGACUGUCUGCCCCAGCAACUGGUGCUGGAGUGUGAGGCUAGGACCACCAGUGGCCACAUUGACAUUGACUGCAAGACCAACAGACCUCCUCAGACCACCCUCUGCUCCUUCAAUGGUGGACUCAAACACCAGUGUUCCUACCCAGUGUCCAUCAAUAGAGAUGUGUCUCCUCUUGGGAGUCACACACUCACAAUCUUUGUUGAAGAUGACGAGGGAUUCCAAGCAGAGGCAACUGUCCCUUACUUCCUUGAAGAAGACUCCAAACCCACUGCCUCAGCAGCAGUUCCUCCACUGGUGGUGGCGUUCAUCGAGGACUCUCCUCUUGUCCAAGGAGACUCUGUAGAGGCCCACAUCCUUCUCUCACGACCUGUCCAGUCUCUGGUGUGCAGACUCAAGGGAGGAUCCUUCAGAACUGAGAAAAACUGCUCCGGUGGCUAUGUAGAGUUCUCUGGACUGAGUCCUGCUGUCUACACUCUGAGAGUAGUGGCCACCAACCGCAGACCUGACACGGAGUUUAUCAAGUCUCGUUUCGAGAUCACAGACGACGCAGAGCGCUGUACUCUCCACCUCAUCAAUGGUGGAGUGAGUGUGAGUGGAGACAGUGCCACAGUAGAGUUCACUGGGAGGGGACCUGUCCACGGCUACCUCUGUUACCUGGACAAGAUGGACCCCUACCAGUGCUCCAGUCCAGUGGUGGUGAGUGGGUUGAGUUCUGGGAGACAUGUCCUGAAGGUGGUACCCACUGACUGUGGCAGGAACAGAAGGAACCUGAAAACUGACUUCAUCAUUGAGUGAUUGUUGACAGUUGUGCUGACACAGACCUCUGUAGUUAUGAAAAAGGACCUGCAAUUUUUGUAUAGCUAAAGUUUUUGUUAGGUUUGUAGCUAUGAUUUUGAUCAGUGUGUAGUUACGAAUUUU